GCGACGUGAGUCUUUCAGAUGACGCAUCUUGCGUGACGUGUAAUCUAGUGGACGGAACUCCUUUUUUUUUUCAACAACAACAACAACAACGACUACUUCUUCCGCCACCUCGGUAGCUUGCUAGCAAACAUUUAACCGAAACGUUGAAGCUCUUUAUACCAACGUUAUACUUAUUACGUGUUUUCAACACACUGUCGUCAUAGUUACUAAUUACUCCAUUUACGUUGUCUGCUACCUGGCUUGUUAUGUUAGUUUAACUCUAGGCUAAUCGCUAAUGCUAACUAGCAUCCCCAACCAUGAGCUCACUAAGCUACUCCCCCCCUGCUAAAGAAGAGGAGGUCUACUGGACGGAGAAAGAAGCUCUGGGGCUGAACAUUGUCGUGAAAGAGGAAGAAGAGGAGGAUGAUGAAGAGGUUUCAGUUUUUGGAGAGGAAGAAGCUUUCAGAAUAAUAAAGGAGGAAGAGGAGGCUGUUACAUUGAAAGAAGAAGAGAAGGAUGUAAUGGUGAAAGGAGAGGAGGCCAUCUCAAUUAAAGAGAAGGAAGACGUUUUGGGAGUGAAAGGGGAGGAGGAGGGAGAGGAGCAGGAGACUGACGAUCUGAUUCACACCACAGGAGAGAGACCAGAUUCUAACUCUGACAGCAGGAAGAGUCCCUCGGUGGAACCAGACCCAGGGAUGCCCAAACCAGCAAGACGACACCCCUGCUCCCACUGUGGAAAGAGUUUUACUACAUUAGAACACCUGAAAGUACAUAAAAUAAUAAUACACUUUGGAGAAAAGCCAUACCACUGUUCAGACUGUGGUAAGGAAUUUAGCCGGUUAGAUGGCCUGAAACAACAUGAGAGAAUACACUCUGGAGAGAGGCCUCACCACUGCUCUCAGUGUGGAAAGAGUUUUAGCUGGUUAGGGAGCCUGAAAAUACACGAGAAAACACAUACAGGGGAGAAGCCUUACCACUGCUCUCAGUGUGGAAAGAGAUUUUCCCAGUUAGGGCAUCUAAAAGGGCACAAGAGAACGCACACCGGAGAGAAGCCUUACCACUGCUCCCAGUGUGGGAAGCGAUUUACACAGUUAGGCAACCUAAAAAAUCAUGAGCUAAUACACUCUGCAUAUAAGCCUUACCACUGCUCUCAGUGUGAAAAUACAUUUUUCUCAUUAGAUUCUCUGAGAAAACAUGAGAUAACACACUCUGAUGAGAAACCUUUCCAUUGUUCCCAGUGUGGCAAGAAUUUUUUUACAUUAGGGUCCCUGAAGGAACAUGAGCGAACACACACAGCAGAGAAACCUUACCAUUGUUCUAAGUGUGUAAAGACUUUUUCCUCAUCAAAAUACCUUAAAGAACAUAAAAGAAUACACUCUGGAGUGAAACCUUACCACUGCUCCCAGUGUGAAAAAAGAUUUGCCCGACCGAGGGACCUGAAAUAUCACGAGAGGACACACACAGGAGAGAAGCCUUACCGCUGCUCUCAGUGUGGAAAGACAUUUUUUUUAUCAGGACACCUGAAAAGACAUGAGCUAACACACUCUGUUGAGAAGCCUUUCCACUGCUUCCAGUGUGGGAAGGAUUUCACCCAGUCAAGAUACCUGAAAAAACAUGAGACAAUGCACUCUGUGGAGAAGCCUUACCACUGCUCCCAGUGUGAAAAAAGUUUUGCUCGGUCUGGGGACCUAAAAUAUCACGAGAGGACACACACCGGAGAGAAGCCUUACCGCUGCUCUCAGUGUGGAAAGACAUUUUUUUUAUCAGGACACCUGAAAAGACAUGAGCUAACACACUCUGUUGAGAAGCCUUUCCACUGCUUCCAGUGUGGGAAGGAUUUCACCCAGUCAAGAUACCUGAAAAAACAUGAGCUAACACACUCUGUAGAGAAGCCUUUCCACUGUUCUCGGUGUGAAAAGAGUUUUAAGAAUUUAUGGAACAUGAAAGUGCACGAGCAAAGACACACAAAGGAGAAGCCUUCUACUGUUCCCACUGUGGGAUGAAAUGUUCAUGGUUUCAUCAACCGAAAGAGCAUGAAUGAAUCUCUCACUCCGGAGAGAAACGUCCGAAGCCAUUAUUUAUACAUAAUAUAAUAAUAAUAUUAUAUAAUAUUAUAUAAUGUGUAAUUUAAUCAUUUUUUUACAUUUGUGUACCUUUUACCAUCCAUAUGAAUUCGAACCUGUCUAUGCAUACAGGAAACAAUUAUUUCCUUCACCACUCAUCGAAACGGAACUGUGUGACAAACCUGGACGUUCUUUAAAAGAACGUUGGUCAUUUUUAGAAUGUUGGGACAUUGUUUGAAUGUUUAUCAGGAAACACACAAAAGUGCUCCCUGUUGGCUGAUAUCUUUGACUGAGAACGGGUUUGUGAUUAUGCCACAUUAAUAAAAUAAAGAUGGCUCUUCUAAAAGCCUACUUCACACCAUAAA
Messenger RNA from Oncorhynchus mykiss (rainbow trout), 2407 nucleotides. The record is from RefSeq and is a predicted model, not a curated record. NCBI's taxonomy places the organism in Eukaryota, Metazoa, Chordata, Actinopteri, Salmoniformes, Salmonidae.